AUGUCCGUCGAGAAGAAUAUGCAGAUGAAGGCCUGUGUCUACGGAUUCUCCACAUAUUUGGGAGUAAAAUGCUCAGCUGAGGCCGUUGCUCUUGAAGGACUUCACAAAAUUCAGGUAAAGCCAAGCGGCGGCUUGGCGCGACGGCUCGGCCGCACUAUUAUCCAACACAGCAGCUUUGCCGCACUGCUCAAAAUUCUCAACAAGAGCAGAAGCAUCCUCAUUCUGCGCUCCUCGUCACUUCUCCUCUCCUUCAUCUUCCACCGUAUCAUGCGCCUCGCCCAUCUCCACAUCCCCAAUCUGAUCCCCUUCGCGCACGCCUCCCACCUCCAACAGAUCCUUGUCUCUCGCCUCCUAGCCUACAAAAAGCUCCAUGUUACCUCCCCACAGCCCCCUCCAGACCCAACAAUCCUAACAUUCACCCCUUUCCCUGUCUAUACAACCGGCCGCCGUCACCUACCUUCUUCCACCUCUCCCACAGGUGCAACAUCAACCAAUCCUCACCAAGCUCUCAAUGCCAAUCUACCCAAACCCCUCCACCCCAUUCGCCACCUCCUAACCCCUGCUGCAAGCCUUCCCGCCUGUGCAGAAUUCCACCCAACCCUCCGCGGUGGCCAAACUACUUACCACGGCCCCGGCCAGCUAGUUAUAUACACAAUCCUUGAUUUGCAGCGACUACGCCUGGGCCCACGGCAGCAUAUACAAUUACUAGAGAGGAGUGUCCUGGAUGUUUUAGCCAGUUAUGGGGUACAGGGGGCUGAGCUGAGCCAGAUGAAUCCUGGGGUUUGGGUGUGUACGUCACAACCAAGAUCACCAUCGGGACCCAAGUUGCCGUCCAAAAAGAUUGCUGCAGUAGGCGUACACCUGCGCCGUAAUAUCAGUAGUUAUGGUGUUGGGUUGAAUGUGACAGAGGAGCCAAUGUGGUUUUUCCGCCAAAUUGUUGCAUGCGGAUUGGAGGGAAGAGAGGCAACAAGUAUGGUGGGUUGUGGAGUGAGAUUUGAUGGGAAGACUGGAGAUGUUACUAUGAUGGAGGUUGCAGAGAGAUUUGUGAAUGCAUUUGUCAGUCAGGUUAAUGAGAUUGGGAUGAUGAGGGCUGUUGACAAUUGUGCUCAAGCAGAUGAUGGAGUGCAGAUUGAGGAGGUUUACAAUAUCGAGGAGCGGGAUGUGCUUGAGGCAAUUGUGAAAUAG
This is a messenger RNA of Histoplasma mississippiense, 1185 nucleotides long. RefSeq lists its product as hypothetical. The transcript is spliced from 6 exons. The record is from RefSeq and is a predicted model, not a curated record. Bases 1 to 1185 code for a protein of 394 amino acids. Gene Ontology annotation, molecular function: lipoyl(octanoyl) transferase activity. Gene Ontology annotation, cellular component: mitochondrion. Lineage: Eukaryota; Fungi; Ascomycota; Eurotiomycetes; Onygenales; Ajellomycetaceae. Gene Ontology annotation, biological process: protein lipoylation.